AUGGAACCAGAGAAUCUUUUUUAUUCAGUAGAUGAGUUUGGAUUGGAUGUUAAGUGGCUGAUUGAUCCUCAGCAUCUUCUUGUGGGACCCAAAAUUGGAGAGGGAGCACAUGCCAAAGUGUACGAAGGAAAGUAUAAAAAUCAGAAUGUUGCUAUUAAAAUUGUCCAUAGAGGAGACACCCAAGAGGAAAUUGCCAAGAGAGAGGCUCGUUUUGAGCGAGAGGUUGCUAUGUUGUCUAGAGUUCAACACAAAAACUUGGCGAAGUAUAUUGGUGCCUGUAAGGAACCUGUGAUGGUGAUAGUUACUGAGCUUUUGUUAGGUGGGACAUUGCGUAAAUAUCUGCUAAACUUGCGUCCGAGGUGCUUGGAUACACAUGUUGCAGUUGGUUUUGCACUUGACAUUGCUCGUGCAAUGGAAUGUUUGCACUCUCAUGGGAUCAUUCAUCGGGAUUUAAAGCCAGAAAACUUAAUCUUGACAGCGGACCAGAAAACAGUCAAACUGGUGGAUUUUGGUUUAGCCAGAGAAGAAUCAUUAACAGAGAUGAUGACUGCUGAAACAGGGACAUACCGCUGGAUGGCUCCUGAGUUAUACAGUACUGUUACAUUAAGGCGUGGAGAGAAGCAGCAUUACAACAACAAAGUAGAUGCAUAUAGCUUUGCCAUAGUCUUGUGGGAACUCCUACACAACAAGCUGCCAUUUGAAGGCAUGUCAAAUUUACAGGCUGCCUAUGCAGCGGCCUUUAAAAAUGUAAGGCCUGGCCUGGAAAAACUCCCGGAAGAUUUGGCUACGAUUCUGAGUUCAUGUUGGAAUGAGGAUCCAAAUGCUCGUCCCAACUUCAGCCAAAUUGUACAGAUGCUCCUUCAUUAUCUUUCUGCCAUCUUGCCUCCUGAACCCAUGAUUCCUUCUCGAGUUUUUGCAUCUGAGAACGCUGUCUUUCCACCAGAAUCUCCUGGUACGCGCUCUUUGAUGGCAGUUCGAGAAGACAUGGGGGAGACCCCCAGAUCCCAGAUGGAAACAAAACCAACAAGUUUCUUCUUCUGCUUCAACCAGUGCUAUUAACUCCCCAAUUGACAGAUGAGAAGCCCAAGAAGUGUUCUUCCAAGGUAGUCAGUGCAAGUGAGGCUCAGUGAAAAAAUAGGCCUAAUCUCAUGAACACAUGGAACAUGUUUAGGAAAGAUUGGGAAGGAAUUAUACAUUACAUUUUGGCAAUAUGGUAAAUGUAAAAUUUCGACCUGG
Ilex paraguariensis (yerba mate) is the source of this 1236-nucleotide messenger RNA. NCBI's taxonomy places the organism in Eukaryota, Viridiplantae, Streptophyta, Magnoliopsida, Aquifoliales, Aquifoliaceae. The record is from the annotation of a GenBank genome assembly.